GCAUGCUCAGUUUGAUUUCAGUGACGCUGCUGUUGUUGUCUUUAGCCCGGUUCCAGCUGCUUCGUGUCGCUUGACAGCAGUGAUGUAGCUGUCGGCGGCGGGACUGCAGCCUGCUCCGACCAGCUACCGUCCGCUGCCGUUCCGUUCCGGGGCUCCGGGAGCUCCGUGAAGCUGCGGCGGCUCCGUUGUGGGCUAGCGGCUAAGCUAGCCUCCGGGCUAGCCGCUCGUGAACUCAAGAAGCUGGUGUGAGUGUGCGAUGAGCCGCCGUUCGUGGUUGGUGUCCCGGCCAGCCGAGUGACCCUACUCCGCCGGUGGACCCCGGCAGACCUCCGCGCUGUGCGCUCUGGGAGCGGAAGACACGGCCGCUGAGAUGUGGCAGAGCGUCGGCCUCACGCUGCUGGUCAUCGUGGCCACGCUGGUCUGCGCGCUGCUCUUCAUGCUGUUCGGCUGGUAUGUAGUCUGGCAGCUCUUCCUCUCCAAGUUCAAAUUCCUGCGCGAGCUCGUCGGGGACGCCGGCACGCCGCAGGCUGAAACUGAACCGUCAGAGUCCAAGAUGGACCGAGCGGCCGGUGGCCCGACCCGCAGCCGAAAUCGAGCUGCUCGCCAAAAAUUGGCCUCGCUGGAGAGCACGUCGUAGAGCAGCCGCCCGCCACAGAGGGGAUCCCUCACUGACGCCCCCCUCACAUCCCCACUUUAAUCUGACCAGGCAGACCUCCUGGUUUAAAGGGAAAAGCCAUCGGAGCUGAGCACGAGCGGACAUGCUCGUACGCGAGGAAGAAACUUCACUGUGACUCAGCAGAACUAAAGAGCUGCUCCAAAUGAAUUCCGGCUGUUCUUCAAGAACGCCGCCAGUCCAUUCUGACACAAGUUCUGACACUUUCCUGUAGAACCAAGUGCAAUGAAAGGAUCGCUCCUGAACGCACCCCCAUCGUCCUCGAGGGUGGGAAACCCAAUGCCUCCGCUGGGGUUCAUCUGAUCCUCCAAUCCUGCCUCCUUUUUAUAGAUUUCUUUUUUCCUUUAGGAGUCAAGAAAGCUGCUCGCUAUAGCAACCAGGCCUCCCCACCUCAGUGUGUCUGAACCCCACCCAUCAGCACUGAUUGCUUCUGUUUUCCUCAAUGAUGUUUUAAUGACUUUGAAGCUUCAGUUCAAUAAACCACUGUGCCACAA
Oryzias melastigma (Indian medaka) is the source of this 1167-nucleotide messenger RNA. RefSeq names its product small integral membrane protein 13 (gene smim13). The transcript has 2 exons. The record is from RefSeq and is a predicted model, not a curated record. NCBI's taxonomy places the organism in Eukaryota, Metazoa, Chordata, Actinopteri, Beloniformes, Adrianichthyidae. Bases 371 to 637 code for a protein of 88 amino acids.